Molecule: messenger RNA, 2103 nt
Organism: Malania oleifera
Lineage: Eukaryota; Viridiplantae; Streptophyta; Magnoliopsida; Santalales; Ximeniaceae
Exons: 2
Coding region: 214-1953 (579 amino acids)
Molecular function (GO): DNA binding
Source: RefSeq, a predicted model, not a curated record
UUAAAUAUAAAAAUAAUAAACAUUACUUAUUAUUUUUAAUCAAAUAUUAUACUUUAUUUUUACGUAAUAAGUAUUUAAAAUUAGGACUAUUUAGUACUUAUUAUUUAAUAUUUACUAAAUUACUAAUUAUAUUAUUCCUGUCAUUGUAGAAAGGUUGUAACUUUGUAUUUUCUUUAUAUUUUGUGUAGAGAUCAUCAAAUUAAGUCUAUCAAUAUGUCACGUGAUAGAGGAAAUGAAAACUUACCUAGUGAGGAUAUUGGAUGGCAUUUUGGUACUGCGGUAGACGGUAAUAGACAUGUUAUUAUGUGUAAGUUAUGUGGGAAGAUAAUCAAAGGGGGCAUUACACGCUUGAAACAACACUUGGCACAUAAAAAGGGUCAAGUAGCUGGAUGCUCAAAUGUGACCACACAAGUAAGAGAACAAAUGAUGAAACAUCUACAACAGUAUGCUGAGAAGAAAAGAGAUAAACAAAAAAGGCAAGAAGAAGCAGAAGCCCAAAUUAGAGGAGAUUUUGAGAAUUUGAGCGAUGAAGAAGACUUAGAAGAAGAAAGUAUGAGAUUUGCUCGACAAGAAAGCAUGCGAUCACAACAACAAUGGGAAGAAAGACAAAGAUUUCGAGCAAGAACAACUGGAAGAGGUAAUAUUUAUGAAGAGGGAGGUGGCUCUGGCAGUGGUGCUACCAGUGGUUUCAAUAGAGCAGGAGCUCGAUCUUAUAGUGGUCGAGAAGCUGGAGGUAGUGGACGACAAUGGAUCAAUCCUGAUGCCCCUGAAGCUAGACUAAAGGCAAUGGAUCCUAUUUUAGAAAGAAGCAAGAGUGCGAAACAACCAAAACUCAACACAAAGUUACUGAAAGGUUUAAGAAGUAAAUUAGGAAAAGCGGUUGGAAAAUUCCUAAUUUAUAAUCGGAUUCCAGCGAAUGUAGCUGACUCUCCAUUUAUGCAACCUAUGCUUGAUAUUGCUGCAGAGGUUGGAAAGGGGGUGAAGGGUCCAUCACCCUAUGAGAUAUCUGAAAUUUAUUUGGAGCAAGAGUAUCAAGAAAUGAAAAAUUAUAUAGCUUCUUUUGCUGGAAUUUGGAAGGAAAGAGGUGUAACACUUAUGUGUGAUGGUUGGUCAGGACCAACUAGAAAACACAUUAUAAACUUUUUAGUUUAUUGCGAUAGAGGCACCGUGUUUCACAAAUCAGUUGAUGCCUCUGAUGUGCCAAGCAGAACAGCUGAAUAUUAUUUCAGAUUAAUGGAUGAGGUGGUUGAAGAAAUUGGAGAGGAGAAUGUUGUUCAAGUAGUGACUGAUAAUGAAGCUGCAAUGAAGGCAGGAGGAAAAUUAUUGAUGCAGAAGAGGCCCAAUCUCUAUUGGACAGCAUGUGCAGCUCAUUGCAUAGACCUUAUUCUUGAAGAUAUUGGUAAGAAAAGUAACGUGAAGAAGGUCUUAGAAGAUGCAAGAACAAUAACCUCAUUUAUUUACAACCACACAUGGACAGUGAAUUUCAUGAAGAAAUUCACAAAUAAUAGAGAGUUACUUCGCCCUGCCAUCACUCGAUUUGCCACAAAUUUCAUUGCUUUGGAGACUAUUGUCAGGCAUAAACAAGCACUAAGGGAAAUGUUUACAUCUGAUGCUUGGAAAAACUCAAGAUUUGGAAUGGCAAAAUCAGGCCCAGCAUAUGAUUCGAAGAAAAUUAUCUUAGGCAAAGAGUUUUGGCAAAAGGCCUCUGAUAUAAUUAAAGUGCAAGAACCCUUGGUGAAAGUUCUUAAAUUGGUUGAUGGUGAUGAAAAACCAACCAUGGGCUUCAUAUACGAGGCAAUUGAUAGGGCGAAGUUGGCCAUUCAAAAAGAUUGCCGGUUUUACAAAGAUUAUUGGAAAAUUAUUGACAACCGGUGGAGUUUUCAGUUGCACCAAGAUUUGCACGCUGCUGGUAAGUGUAAAUCAAAUACAAUUUCUUAUUAUUUUAACUUUUAAAUUAUGCAUAGUUGCAUUAGAAAACUAUUGAUUAAUAUGUUUCUAAAUUUAAUUGUAGGGUAUUUUUUGAACCCACAAUUUCUUUAUGGUGCCCCACCCUCUCCUGAAGUUGCUAGAGAAGUCAUGGAUGGAGUUAAAAAAGUGAUAACC